Molecule: messenger RNA, 821 nt
Organism: Danio aesculapii
Lineage: Eukaryota; Metazoa; Chordata; Actinopteri; Cypriniformes; Danionidae
Product: ferric-chelate reductase 1-like
Exons: 6
Coding region: 39-821 (260 amino acids)
Molecular function (GO): oxidoreductase activity, acting on metal ions
Source: RefSeq, a predicted model, not a curated record
AUUUCUCGUAUCUUUCAUCAGCAACGGGAUAUAGCAAGAUGUCUGCUGCGCUCGCUCUCCUUUUACUGAUAUUUGGAUUUACCAUGUUGAAGUUCAUCUGCUGUUACAGUGAUGGAAGUUUAUUGACCGACCAGUGUCAAAAUAUGGCUAUAAAUCAUUCAGGACAACCCACAGGUCAAGCUUCAAACCCUUUCACCGUCGUUCCCGAUAACAUGACCGUGGACAUUUCGAAAGUGGGAACGAGCAUAACAGUGACGCUCUCAACUUCUUCUGCUCCAUUUUUGGGCUUUAUGUUGGAGGCUCGAAAGUGUGAUGAUUGUCCACCUGCUGGUACAUUUAGUUUGCUUGACUCGGCCAACAGUCUGCUCCUCUGUGGCGGCCAGGCCGUGGCUCAUCCUAAUAACUUGGAUAAAUAUUCAGUCCAAGUGACGUGGACGCCUCAAGGCACUGGACAGUAUUUCUUCAGAGCUGCAUUCAUCAAAGAUUUCGGUUCAUUUUGGACAAAAAAAGCUAUUAAACUCUUGACAACAACAUCGCCGCCGACAUCAAUGCAGACAACAGCACAAACAAAGCAGAUAACGACACAAACAAAGAUGCUGACAUCGACGCAAACAACAACACAAACAAAGAUGCCGACAAUGACCCAGACAGCCACACAGACAACAACAGCGACACCUACAACACUGCUGAUGAUGAUGACAACAGCCUCAACAACAACUACUGACACCACCACUACUGUAACAAUUAUGCGCACAACCUUGGGUAAUAAAAACUUCUAUACUACCUAUAGCUGCAAAAGAAUCAAAACCUUCAAACAUUGA